This is a messenger RNA of Syzygium oleosum, 2089 nucleotides long. Its product is annotated as transmembrane 9 superfamily member 2-like. Gene Ontology annotation, biological process: protein localization to membrane. Lineage: Eukaryota; Viridiplantae; Streptophyta; Magnoliopsida; Myrtales; Myrtaceae. Gene Ontology annotation, cellular component: membrane. The transcript is spliced from 7 exons. Bases 88 to 1887 code for a protein of 599 amino acids. The record is from RefSeq and is a predicted model, not a curated record.
UGACGAGCGCCGAUCUCUCCGUCUCCUAUAACCGCGUCUUCUCUCUCUAUCUCUCCCUCGUUGGCUCGGUCUCGGAUCGCAGAGGCCAUGGCGAAGACGACGACGACGACGACGACAACGAUGUCCCCGAUCUUCGGCCUCGCCGCCGUCUUGGCGCUCUGCUUCGCUCGGGCCGCCGUGUCGAGUCCCUCCGACCACCGCUACAAGGCGCGACACCCCGUCCCUCUCUACGCCAACAAGGUCGGCCCCUUCCACAACCCCAGUGAAACAUAUCGCUACUUCGAUCUUCCGUAUUGCACACCAGAUCAUCUGAAAGAGAAAAAAGAAGCUCUGGGUGAAGUGUUAAAUGGAGAUCGUUUAGUUAGUGCUCCCUUCCAGCUUGACUUUUUAACGAUUAAGGAAUAUGAAGUUGUUUGCAAGAAAACACUUUCAAAGGUAGAAGUGGCACGAUUCCGGUCUGCAAUCAUCCAGGACUAUUACUUUCAGAUGUAUUAUGAUGACUUGCCUAUCUGGGGUUUCAUCGGGAAGGUUGACAAGGAGGGCAGGGAUCCAAGUGAAUACAAGUAUCUUCUUUAUAAGCACAUUAUCUUCGAGAUCUUUUACAACAAGGACCGUGUGAUCGAGAUUAAUGUCCGGACAGACCCAAACAGCGUCGCAGAUCUUACAGAAGACAAAGAAGUUGAUUUUCAGUUUAUGUACACAGCAAAGUGGAAAGAAACAAAUAUUCCAUUUGAGAAAAGGAUGGAUAAAUACUCUCAGUCAUCUUCACUGCCUCAUCAUCUCGAGAUUCACUGGUUUUCAAUCGUAAAUUCAUGUGUUACAGUUCUUUUGUUGACUGGAUUUCUUGCCACAAUCCUCAUGAGAGUUCUCAAGAAUGAUUUCGUCAAGUACGCCCAUGACGAAGAAUCGGCUGAAGAUGAGGAGGAGACUGGAUGGAAAUACAUCCACGGGGAUGUGUUUAGGUUCCCAGGGUAUAAAUCUCUUUUUGCUGCUGCAGUUGGUUCUGGUACUCAGCUGUUUACUCUUACCAUAUUCAUCUUUAUAUUGGCAUUGGUUGGUGUCUUCUAUCCGUACAACCGAGGCGCACUAUUUACGGCGCUGGUUGUUAUAUAUGCACUCACGUCAGGAAUUGCAGGCUAUACUGCUUCCUCCUUUUACUGUCAGCUGGAGGGAACAAACUGGGUCAGGAAUUUACUAUUGACUGGAUGCCUCUUCUGUGGGCCCCUGUUUCUCACAUUCUGCUUCUUAAAUACGGUUGCCAUUGUCUACACUGCCACUGCAGCUCUUCCAUUCGGCACAAUUUUGGUCAUAGUUCUUAUAUGGACACUUGUAACAUCACCUUUGCUCAUAUUAGGCGGGAUUGCUGGGAAGAAUAGCAAGGCCGAAUUUCAAGCUCCAUGCCGCACCACUAAGUACCCCAGAGAGAUUCCACCAUUGCCAUGGUAUAGGGAGACAAUCCCUCAGAUGGCAAUGGCUGGUUUUCUCCCUUUCAGUGCCAUAUACAUCGAACUAUACUACAUUUUUGCCAGUGUCUGGGGUCACAGGAUCUAUACCAUAUAUAGCAUCUUGUUUGUUGUUUUCAUCAUUCUCUUGAUAGUCACUGCUUUUAUCACAGUGGCAUUGACCUACUUCCAACUUGCUGCUGAGGACCACAAAUGGUGGUGGAGGUCUUUUCUCUGUGGUGGAUCAACUGGAUUAUUUAUCUACGGGUAUUGCUUAUACUACUACUACGCACGGUCAGAUAUGUCCGGGUUCAUGCAAACUUCAUUCUUCUUCGGCUACAUGGCCUGCGUCUGCUAUGGAUUUUUCCUCAUGCUUGGUACCGUAGGUUUUCGCGCAUCCUUGCUAUUCAUCCGACACAUAUACCGAUCCAUUAAGUGCGAGUAGGUCGGUGGUCCUCGUCGAUCUUCUUUUCCUCUUGCCUUUCUUCUUAGCUGCCCUGUAUAAUAACCUUUUCACAAAAGCAUAUAGUUCUCCUCACACAUCUUGCUACUUGAGAAACAUGUGCUUAGCAUCACUUAUCCUGGUUGUUUUGUGCUGAUUUUUUCCAGUCUAUUUAGGAAUAUGAUUUUUUUUUGGUUGGUUUCAA